Molecule: messenger RNA, 804 nt
Organism: Exophiala bonariae
Lineage: Eukaryota; Fungi; Ascomycota; Eurotiomycetes; Chaetothyriales; Herpotrichiellaceae
Exons: 2
Coding region: 1-804 (267 amino acids)
Source: RefSeq, a predicted model, not a curated record
AUGAUCCUUCGUAUUGUAUGGGCAAAUUAUCCACAUGAUGUUCAGAUCGCCAUUGCAGCUCAGAUCUUUGUAUCUGCUGGCGUACUACUUCUCUUCGUCAUCAAUCUCAUCUUCGCGCAAAGAAUAACUCGAGCUGCGCAUCCCCACUUCGGUUGGCAUAAAAUAUUGUCCAUUGCCUUCAAAGCCCUUUACGCCUUGGUCAUCGCCAUGCUUGCAAUGGUCAUAACUGCCACUGUGCAGUCGUUCUACACGCUUAACCCCGAUAUCAAGCGAAUCGACCGAGAUCUGCAAAUGACCGCUUCUACAUACUUUUUGUUUAUCUCAUUCUUACCCAUCGUUCUGGUCAUCGUUGGCUUGAUCGUCCCUCGGCAGACGAGAGUGGAAAAGUUUGGUAGUGGCAGAUGGAGGUCAAAGAUUGCCAUUCUCCUCACCUCAGCAUUCUUACUCUGUCUUGGAGCCACCUUCCGCAUCGCGACUAUGUACAAAAAUCCUCGACCUCUGAACAAUCCAGCAUGGUACCACGCGAAAUGGUGCUUUUACUUCUUCAACUUUGUCAUCGAGAUUAUCGUUGUCUAUCUUUACCUCUUGCUUCGGGUUGAUCGCCGCUUCCACAUUCCCAACGGGAGCAAAGGGCCUGGAGAUUAUUCAAGUGAACAGAUGCAGCAUUCACCAACACAAACUUCCGAUACACCCCCACGCCUGAGUUUGAACUCGACUACACGCAUACUGUCGGAGGAAGAACUUUUUGAUGAUGAUUACUCAUUUGAGGGAACCGUGAAUAAGGAGGAUCAUUCCCCCGCCUGA